AUGGCAGCAAGAACCGAAACGGAGUGGAACACUGCUCUCCUCGACUGCUUUGAGGAUCCCCGCACCUGUUGCUAUGGUUUCUGGUGUGGUCCUUGCCUUGCCUGUACAGUUUCAGGAAGAUUCCGAGAGCUCUAUUGCCUCCCAGCCUGUGAUGUAUUGGCUUUAUUGUCACAACUUAUGGGGGUCCCUCUCUGUGUCCUGGCAUCACCAAUUUUUGGGAUCACCAUAUCCGUUCCUCCUGUUGCUGUCUCCAUGAGGGCUGCCAUGCGGAACAGAUAUGGCAUUAAGGGCUCCAUUGCUGAAGACGUUGCUGCGUCAUGUUUUUGUUGGUGGUGCGCCUGGUGUCAGAUGUAUCGGGAAUUAAAACAUCGCAUGAAAACGCCAGUCGUCAUCAACGUGCAGCAGCAGAAUGUUAUCAACAUGCAGCCUGCAGCUAUGAUGAUGCCCACAGCUCAGAUGAUGCCCACAGUUCAGAUGAUGCCCAAAGCUCAGAUGGCGCCCACAGCUCAGAUGAUGCCCACAGCUCAGAUGAUGCCCACAGCUCAGAUGGCGCCUACAGUUCAGAUGAUGCCCAGAGUUCAGAUGGCGCCCACAGCUCAGAUGGCGCCCACAGCUCAGAUGAUGCCCAGAGUACAGAUGGCU
This is a messenger RNA of Oryzias melastigma (Indian medaka), 642 nucleotides long. Its product is annotated as protein PLANT CADMIUM RESISTANCE 2-like. Lineage: Eukaryota; Metazoa; Chordata; Actinopteri; Beloniformes; Adrianichthyidae. The transcript has 3 exons. The annotation marks the transcript as partial. The record is from RefSeq and is a predicted model, not a curated record.